Molecule: messenger RNA, 1284 nt
Organism: Scleropages formosus (Asian bonytongue)
Lineage: Eukaryota; Metazoa; Chordata; Actinopteri; Osteoglossiformes; Osteoglossidae
Product: trace amine-associated receptor 1-like
Exons: 2
Coding region: 253-1284 (343 amino acids)
Biological process (GO): G protein-coupled receptor signaling pathway
Cellular component (GO): membrane
Molecular function (GO): trace-amine receptor activity
Source: RefSeq, a predicted model, not a curated record
GUGGCAAGAGGAAGGACAAGAGGGAAAUGUCUGCCACUUGAGUGUAAUUAAACCUCGAUCGCUUUUUAGUGGACUAAUGGCAGGUCUUGGGGCUUGCUGACCACUGGGAAAUCAGUUGGAGUAUAAGAAGGGACAAUGCAAACUUAGGAGACCAAGGCAGCUGGAAAGUGAGCUUAUAACAGAACUAUCCUGACUACUGUUGGAUGUUAGCAUCUGACAAGACAUUGCACCAAGGAGAAAAAGCAGCCAUUGAUGAUGAACUACAGCCAACCUCGGACAUCUCAAAACUUACACUUCUGUUACGAAUCUUCUAACAAGUCUUGUCCUCAGUAUAUUUAUUCGAUGGCAGUACGGGUUCCUCUGUACAUUUUUUUUGCAGCUGCCAUUCUCCUCACAGUCUUUGGAAAUCUACUCAUCAUCAUUGCAAUAGCUCAUUUCAAACAGCUCCACACUCCGACUAACUUCCUCGUCCUCUCCCUGGCCAUCGCUGACUUCCUUCUUGGAACGAUCACCAUGCCACCUAGUAUGGUUCAGACACUGGAGACCUGCUGGUAUUUGGGCAAUCUGUUCUGUAAAUUCCACAAUAGUACAGCUGUCACUCUAUGCACAGCAUCAAUUUUAAACCUUUCCUUCAUAUCUAUUGAUCGAUAUUAUGCUGUCUGUCAGCCCCUACAGUAUCAGACAAAAAUCACAAACUGUGUCACUUUGGUCAUGAUCCUGAUCUGCUGGAGCCUGUCUGUUCUUACUGGGUUUGGGAUGGUAUUCUUAGAGCUGAAUAUCUGGGGCAUUGAGGACUUUUAUUACGAAAACAUUGAUUGUGUUGGAGGCUGUACUUUGUUCCAAAGUUUUGCAUCAAGUUUUACAUCUUCCACUCUCUCAUUUUACAUCCCGGGAUUCAUUAUGAUUGGUAUCUACCGGAAAAUCUUCCUCAUAGCAAAGAGACAAGCUCGGUCUAUUCAGGCCUCAGGGUGUCACAAGGCCAACUCUGAAAGGAGCAAAACUCAGAGCAAGAUGGAACGGAAGUCCACUAAGACUCUUGCAAUUGUUAUGGGUGUUUUUCUGUCAUGCUGGUCCCCCUUCUUUUUGUGCAAUAUCAUUUAUCCAGUCUUUUACAUUUCACCAGUACUGCUUGAUAUACUUGUUUGGAUUGGCUAUUUAAAUUCAACAUUUAAUCCCAUGAUUUAUGCGUUCUUCUACAGUUGGUUCAGGAAGGCUUUCAUAAUAAUAAUAUUUUGCAAAAUAUAUCAACCCAAUUCUUCAAGAACAAAUUUAUUUACAAAUUAG